Messenger RNA from Teleopsis dalmanni, 1420 nucleotides. Its product is annotated as probable 3-hydroxyisobutyrate dehydrogenase, mitochondrial. Bases 103 to 1077 code for a protein of 324 amino acids. Gene Ontology annotation, biological process: L-valine catabolic process. The transcript has 2 exons. NCBI's taxonomy places the organism in Eukaryota, Metazoa, Arthropoda, Insecta, Diptera, Diopsidae. Gene Ontology annotation, cellular component: mitochondrion. Gene Ontology annotation, molecular function: 3-hydroxyisobutyrate dehydrogenase activity; NADP binding; NAD binding. The record is from RefSeq and is a predicted model, not a curated record.
CUCUACUGGGAGAACAGUGUGCUUUUGGCAACGAACAGAACGUGAGGGAUAUUUCGUGAACUUAGUUUGCUGAGGCUUUGGAUAACUGAAAAAUAUAGCAAAAUGGCUCUACGUAUUGUGUGUACUUCUCCAGCAAUGAACGCUCUUAGCCAAACCCUGGUACGUUGCAUGUCUACACAGGGUGCUUCCAAGAACAUCGGCUUCGUGGGCUUGGGCAAUAUGGGUGGACACAUGGCUAGCAACUUGAUGAAGCAAGGCCACAAAUUGCAUGUUUUUGAUAUUUCCAAGCAGGCUUGCGAUAAUCUCAAGGCCAAGGGCGCUACUGUUUAUGAGAAAACCAGCGAUCUGGCACAGAAAUCUGACUUCGUCAUCACUAUGUUGCCAAAUAACGACAUCGUCGCCAACACAUACAAUGAAAUGACAGCCAAUGGUGUGAAUAAGGACACAAUUUUCAUCGAUUCCUCCACAAUUGAUCCCAACGUUGUGAAAUCCAUCCAGAAGAUGGUCAGCUCGAAGGGCGCACGUUUCAUUGACGCACCAGUCUCUGGUGGUGUGCCUGGUGCAGAACAAGCGACCUUGACCUUCAUGGUUGGUGGCACUGAAGCUGAAUACAAGGCCGUAAAAGCUGUUUUGGAGUGCAUGGGUAAACGUAUUACACACUGUGGUGAUUACGGCAUGGGUCAAGCUGCUAAAAUUUGCAACAACAUGAUGUUGGGUAUUUCUAUGAUUGGUGUUUCCGAGGCAAUGAACUUGGCUAUCCGUUUGGGUUUGAACCCACAAACAUUCGCUGAUAUUAUCAACUCAUCAACAGGUCGUUGUUGGGCAUCUGAAUUAUAUAAUCCAGUUCCUGGCAUUACAGCUACUGCACCAGCCAACAAUGACUACAAGGGUGGUUUCUCUACUGAUUUAAUCACCAAGGAUUUGGGCUUGGCUUCUGGUGUAGCUACUGCCUCUAAUACACCAAUUCCAUUGGGUGGUAUGGCUCAUCAAAUUUACCGUACAUUAAAGUCAAAGGGCUUGGGCAACAAGGAUUUCUCUGUAGUUUAUGAUUUCAUGAAGAACGAGAAACACAACUAAACGGGGAAUGAAGUAGGAAAGUGCGAAGAAUUGUGAAAAAUUGUUGAUCCUUUCAGAUGGACCAGACUUGCAUUUAUAGAAUUUUAGGGACAAAUUAAUUUACAAGAUUACAUGCUUCGUUAAGACUUCAAUAGCAUUUAAAUGUGUAGUGAAAAUUAUAGUUUAUAUAUAGUACACAUUUUAUACGUGUGUAUGUGAUUACAUAAUAAAAUCUUACUAUUCUUAUCAAUUAAAAAAAAUAUUUUUAUCUUUCAUGGGAAAAAAACCGAGUCGUUAAGUGUGCAAUGGAUAAUGAAUGGUAUUAACGACAAUUUUAAAAAAAUAAAGAUUUGCGAAAAAUAUG